CAAUGAUGACGAUGUUGCCAGAUAAUUUAGUAGAGGAGAUACUAAGUCGUGUUCCGGCCACAUGUCUGAAACGUUUACGAUCAACAUGCAAACUAUGGAACGGUAUAUUCAACGAUAGGAGAUUCGCAAAAAAUCACUUUGAUAAAGCCCCAAAGCAAUAUAUGGUUCUCAAGCUAACGGAGGAAUAUAGGCUUUGCUCAUUCCGUGGUGAGCUUGGACUAAUAGAUCCGGUUUGUUCAGCUCAAUUCAGGAUAUCUCAUGUCUUUCACUGCGAUGGCUUGUUGUUAUGCACCAGCGAAUUCUACAAUAGAAUCGUGGUUUGGAACCCGUGUACUGGUCAAACCAAGUGGAUCACCGAUCCCAGCGAUCGUGUCAUGUUUUGGGUAACUUUUACUCUUGGAAGGUGCUACCAAGAAAAUAAUUAUAGCUAUAAAUUAUUGAGACACGUGCCUUGUUACGAGAAGCUAAUAUUUGAAAUCUGUGAGAUCAACUCCGAUUCAUGCUGGAGGAUUCCUCAUGAUGUCACUCCAGACUGCUUAUUACAGUUUGCUCAUUACAGCGUGUAUUUGAAAGGAAAGACCUACUGGUGUGCUUCGGAUUCAAAAGAGUUUGAUGCGUGCAUGCAUUUACUGAGCUUUGAUUAUACAACAGAGAGAUUUGGACGUCUGUGCCUUCCUGGCCCGUAUUGUAGACUCCAUACUGUGUCUCUAUCGGUUGUUAGAGAAGAGAAGCUUUCAGUGUUAUUACGACCCCAUGAUAGACUUGGAAAAGAGAUAGAGAUAUGGAUAAGCAGUCCUAUUGAUGAUCCCAAAGCUGUGUCGUGGAGCAAGAUCUUCGCUUUGGAUGAUCCUCGUCUUGGCUAUUGCACCCAGACAAGUUUCUUGGUGGAUGAUGAGAAGAAAAUCGCUACAUGUCUUGAAAGGUGGAUACGUAGCCGUGACAAUGCCAAGGCCAAGCUCUACUACGUCUUGCAAUACAUUGUUGGGGAGGAUAAUGAAGUCACGCUACUGGAUUUUGGAGCAUCUUCUAAUUUGCAUUUACAUUCGCAACUUUUGUUUAAUUAUGUACCAAGUCUGGUUCAUAUCCAGUGACAGCUAGAGGGCAAAAAGAAACAUUAUUAUUUCCAGCUACUUACAAAUAUUCCACUGCCUAAGACUUUUAUUUGUUCAAAUUUUACGAUUUUUUUAUAAAUAAAAAUGUUUUACGCAUUCGUAGAUUACUUCAAAAUACUCGAUUCUACUACAGGCAGACUGCUUCGAAACGUUUUACUACAAAAUAUUAUAUAGUUAGCCUUCUCAGUGGUUAAUCAUUUAAAUCAUUGUACAUCCUAGUUUGAAAUUUGGUUAACUUCAGUUUAGUAGACCUCAUCGUAGCUGUUUACUGCAUAUUCCUUAUCCUAUCUUUUACUUGUCUUUGGCUUUGUCUGAAUUGUCUUAUUUUGUAAUGUAGGGACUUGCCUUGCAACAAACUCAGUGGCCUUGUUUGUUUGUUUUUAUGUUUUCUUUGUGGUGGUCCGGGAGACUUGAAUAUUUUGGAUGUUUUUUUUUUGAAACACAACUUUCAUUAAACAUAACUUCAAAAACUACAAAGACAAGAGGGAAUUAAGCAUCCUCUUGGAAACAAACAAUAAACUACAAGGAUAAAUGAAAUCAAACAGGAUAAAUCUUCAUAUGAAAAUGACAGCGGACUCAAGACAACGCUUGAAUGCGUCUGGAGAGCAUUCACGACAAAGUCGGACAGCUGAGAAAUAGUCACAAGUGACGUUGAGGAACAACCCCCACCAACGAGAAGAACCGAAGUAAUCUCAAUUGCACAUUCUGGCCCCGUACAGACCGUUACACAAGGUGACAAACCGGUGAGUAAGUUGAAACAAAAGCUCGGGAUAGAACCCAAGAGGACAUCUCCAUUCAUUGAAGGAAGGUAUGGUGGUGAAAUACUCUCCUCAUUAGAGAAGGAUGAUGACAAAUUCUUCCUAAAGAAGUGAUAUUGCAAUAAUCUCAGAUUAUAAACCCCUAUGAACCCAUGGGAAAUCUUCAAAUUAUCCAAAGAAUUCAGACCAGCAGCUAAAUAUCUCACGUCUUGAACUGAUAGUCUGGCCUUUAGAAUCUUGAUAAUUUGAAUAUAAGCUUCAGCAAAAGAGUUGGGCCAGGCACACUUAGGUAUAGAUCUCAGUUCAGAAGCAAAGGCAUACGCCAGGAAGUUACGAGACGUCAUGGAUCUAGGUUGAAGGUCGGAGGUGGUACCUAUGACGUCGACUGAGAGAUAUAUGGCACUCGCCGGCGGAGAGACAGGUUCACUGAGGUAAGCUGGGUUACCAUCGAAGCCGGAUGGCGAAAGAUACGGUUGGUGAAGGUGAGCUGAGCCGCGGUUGAGAAGAGGGCACGCAGGAGAAGAUGACAACACACUUAGAGGCGAGGAAAGUGAAGAGCUUCGGAUUAGAUCCGGAUUUAGGCUUGAGUUGUCGUGGAUUCUGGCGUCGUAUAAGUGAAAAGGAGCAACACCCAGUUGAUUUGUUGUCUCACUUCCCAGUGGCGGAAAGCGAGAGUUUGUACGUUGAGAUCUGAACUCCGUGAGCAAUAGAAGAGCAAGGACAAAGUCGACGGUGUGGCUUGUCCGUCGACAGCCAGAGAGAGGUUCACGGGAACCAGAGUACAACGGUGGUGAGAGAACCCUCUCGACUCAUCGUUGGGGAGGAGACCCACCAAAGAGGAGGCGCCGUCAGGAGAACUGCAGUGAAGACGACGAACCAAAGCUCUUAUCUCCAUCGAAGGCUCCGCCGGGGACCCCUUUCUCCUGUUAACAAAACGCUACGACUCCGGAGCACACGAGAGAUGAAACGAGAAACGAGCAGAGAGAUGAAGACAGAGGACGACAUUGUCGGGAGUGGCCAGCGCCGGCGAGAAAACGCGUCGUCGGCGCCGGAGCGCAUUGAAUCACAGAGUACCUCGAGCCCCGUGUCUGGGAGCGUUAGAGCGUUAGGGUUUUUCACUAGUCAGUCUAUAUUUUGGGUGUUUAUUAUGUCAAAUAUAUCCUUUUUAUUAUAUGAAUUGUAAUUUGUGGGUGGAUAUGUAUUUUACUAAAUGCGCUGAUGAAUUUAUCUACUUAUCAUUAAUAUCAAUAGAUUGUAUUUUUAAAUAAUUUUUUUAAAAACUGAUAUUUUUGGAAAGUUUUCAUUUCUUAGAGAAAUACUGUAGAUUAGAGUUUGUAAUUUACAAAUUAGAGAGUUUUUGGUUAUAGAUAGAUAUGGUUUUAGAACUUUUGAUAUAGAAAUUCGAUUAACAAUAAUAUUUGUGGAUAGAUGAGUAUUUUUUAAGAGUUUUUCAUCAAUAUGUUGUAUUUUUAAAUAAUUUUCUUAAAAACUGUUAUUUUGGAAAGUUUUAAUUUUCUAGAGAAAUACUCUAGAUUUGAGUUUAUGAUUUAGAAAUUAGGAUAACAACAAUAUUUGUGGAUUGAUGAAUAUUCUUUCUGAAUGUUUCAUCAAUAUGUUGUAUUUUUAAAUAAUUUU
This is a messenger RNA of Brassica napus (rape), 3505 nucleotides long. RefSeq names its product probable F-box protein At5g47300. The transcript has a single exon. The record is from RefSeq and is a predicted model, not a curated record. NCBI's taxonomy places the organism in Eukaryota, Viridiplantae, Streptophyta, Magnoliopsida, Brassicales, Brassicaceae. Bases 3 to 1091 code for a protein of 362 amino acids. Gene Ontology annotation, molecular function: protein binding.